Molecule: messenger RNA, 1901 nt
Organism: Drosophila subpulchrella
Lineage: Eukaryota; Metazoa; Arthropoda; Insecta; Diptera; Drosophilidae
Gene: Eogt
Product: EGF domain-specific O-linked N-acetylglucosamine transferase
Exons: 3
Coding region: 231-1823 (530 amino acids)
Cellular component (GO): endoplasmic reticulum lumen
Molecular function (GO): protein N-acetylglucosaminyltransferase activity
Source: RefSeq, a predicted model, not a curated record
AAGAGACAGGUUUUUCUUUUUCUUCGGCGAACAAUUAACAUGGACAAUAACAUUAGCCCGCUCAGCUCAUAAUCAUCUUCUAGCCGCUUAAGGCCAGGUGAGAUCAUCAUCAUCGCUGGCCGAGAAAUGCACCUGAAGAUGCUGCUGUCGAAAGCGUGAGAAGUCGCCGGGAAAUCGCUGGAAAAUCGCAUGCAACGAAGUACUUAACUUGAACGAACUGAACCCUCAAGAUGCCAAUCCUGCCAAUACUCAUGGGGAUGCUGAUGCUCCCCGCUUUGUCUUUGGGUCAGACUCAUCAGGUGUCGGAUGCCAAGCACCUGGAUGGGAUCAGCCUGCCCAGCCUGCCCUCGGAGCACCUCAUCCGGUACCUGAACACAUUUCCCAAGCUGAAACAACAGCUGACCACGAAUCUCACUGGGAUCGGAAAGACCACCCUCUCAUCCGCCUGCUGGGGCCACGAACGGGACUGCACGCCGGAUGGCCGCUUCCAGACGCCCCAAUGUCCGGGGGAGCACACCGGCUGGGCCAGGAGCAAGGAUGCCCAGCUGAGGACCUUCUACAACCAGGCAGACUUUGGCUACAUCCAGGAGCAGCUCUCUCAACUGACGCCGCAGUGUGUGCCCACUUAUUUGGGUGAUUCCUCGCUUGAGUGCACCCACUAUCUGCGCUUUUGUCGUGGCAGGAAUCUGCUCUUCGACUUCCGGGAUUUGGUGAACCGAGAAGAGCGCAUUCGUUACCACAUGGAUGUUCUGGCUCCGGGACAACUCCUUGGUCACUGUCUACUAAAUCGAACACGUCUGUCUGGCGAAAUGGAUCACAUUGGAUCAGCCCUGCAAUCCUGGGGUCCAGAGCUGCGCAACUUCGAGGUUUUACCCCAUCCCAUACUCGAAAGCGGCCUCUGCGAUGUGGUGGUGAAUACGCCCACUUUCAUCAUGAAAAUCGACGCCACGUACAACAUGUAUCAUCACUUCUGCGACUUCUUUAACCUGUACGCCUCGCUCUUUGUCAACCAAUCGCAUCCGGCGGCCUUCAACACGGAUGUGCAGAUCCUCAUUUGGGAAACCUAUCCGUAUGACUCGCCGUUUAGGGACACCUUUAAGGCCUUCUCGCAGCGACCUGUUUGGACCCUUAGCGAUGUGGAGGGCAAGAGGGUGUGCUUCAAGAACGUUGUGCUCCCGCUGCUGCCCAGGAUGAUAUUUGGAUUGUUCUACAAUACACCCAUAAUCCAGGGCUGCUCGAAUAGUGGACUGUUUCGCGCCUUCUCCGAGUUCAUCCUGCACCGUCUGCAGAUUCCCUACCGCCCACCACAGCAAAAGAUCAGAAUAACCUAUCUAUCGCGUCGCACAAAGUACCGACAAGUGCUCAACGAGGAUGAGCUGCUGGCCCCACUGGAGGCCAACGAUAAGUAUGCCGUGCAGCGCGUUUCCUAUGAAAGGCUCUCCUUCAUCGACCAGUUGGCCAUCACCAGGAACACGGACAUACUCAUCGGCAUGCAUGGCGCUGGAUUGACGCACUUGCUCUUCCUGCCCAACUGGGCCUGCAUCUUCGAGCUGUACAACUGCGAGGAUCCCAAUUGCUACAAGGACCUGGCUCGCCUGCGUGGUGUUCGCUAUCGCACUUGGGAGCAGCGGGAGCUGGUCUAUCCGCAGGACGAGGGACAUCAUCCCGAGGGCGGGGCACACGCCAAGUUCACCAACUAUAGCUUCGAUGUGCCGGAAUUUGUGCAUCUUGUCGAUGAGGCAGCCAAGGAAAUACUUUCCCACAAGGAAUUCCCCCGAGAGUCAUCAGAAAAUCCCUCCAAAACGCAGCACAACGAGCUGUAGAUUGCCACAAUUGUGAUUAAAUGCAUUUAUUUUGCUUAUUUUCCAGAUCCAAAAUAAAUCGGUAUUAUAUAGAUUAAA